Molecule: messenger RNA, 303 nt
Organism: Closterium sp. Yama58-4
Lineage: Eukaryota; Viridiplantae; Streptophyta; Zygnematophyceae; Desmidiales; Closteriaceae
Source: the annotation of a GenBank genome assembly
AUGGCGCAAAAAAAAGAGGGCGGCUCUUCAGGCGAAGACGCGGAGAUGCACGCAGAAGGAGCGGGAAACGCGGAGGACGCAGCGGCCAUGGACGAGGAUGGGAAGGGUGCGAAGAACAAGCGGCUCGGGGUGCGGGGCAAGGUGAUUGGGAAGAACAAGGGGACCCGGGGGAAAGCGCUUAAAGGGACCAGCGGUGGGCGCAAGUUCAGUGCGCGGAAAACGGUGAAGGGGAAGAAGAAGGGGCUGAAGGUGCCAAAGAAGGUGGCGGCUAAGAUAGCGCGGAAGUCCAAGUACCCGGUCUGA